CCAAGAUAUCGACCGGUUGGGAACACAACCUUUCAUUCCAACGGGCGCGCCCCUCACUCUGGUCUAUCUUGUUGUCCGUCGUACAAAGUCAAACACAAGAGAUAACCAACCCACCUCCUCUUUCUCCCCCCCCACUUCCUGGAACAUCUUCUUCCAGGAAAUCAACAAUCACUGCCCGCCCUACGCACACAGACUCCGCAGUCAUCAUGGACUUCUACACGACGCUCAUCCUGCCGAUCAAGCUGAUCCUCUUCGGCAUCCUCUUCCUGAUCGUCGCGGAGAAAAUGGACCUCACCGUCUCUUCCAAGGACGAAAUCUCCCGAGCCAAAGCCCAAGCAAAAGAAGAAGCCAUAGCAGAGCUCCAAGCACAAGAACAGCAAGUCAAGGCUCGCCUCGCCGCCGUCCGCGCAAGAAGCGACUCCGUCAUGUCCUCCUCCUCCCAAUCCUCCUCGCACUCCUCCUACGCCACUGCCUCUCCUCCCCAGGCGGCGGCGGCGGCGACGGCAGAUCAACGCCCACGCAGCUCCCACUCAAGACGAUCGCACCGCUCGCAGAGCCCUGCCGACCACCCGCUACAACAACUCUCUCGCAAAGCAUCCCCCCUCCCCAGCAGCGGCACCGCCUCCCCAGCAAAGCAAUCCUCCCGCUCGAGCUCCAGCUCCAGCGCGAGCCACGGCCUCCCCGUCGGUGCUAGCUUCUCGGACAUCCUGCAGCGUCGCAGGGCGAAGGACUCGUCGUCGGCGUCUAAGCGGCCGAAGCUGCUCGACAUCCCGAUUGAGAAGAUGGAGAGGAUGGCGAGUGCCGCGGCGGCGAAGGCCGGGAAGAGCAGCUCCAGGAAGCAUGCGAAGACGCCUACUAUGGCGAGUUUCUCGAGGAGGUGAUGAGUUGUGGGUUUGAAAAGAUCGGUUGGAGGAGGAAAGAUACUUAUGUUUGUCAGGGCUUGGGGACCAUGGCGUGUUGGUUCUCUGUUAUGUGGUUAUCA
Messenger RNA from Aaosphaeria arxii CBS 175.79, 982 nucleotides. RefSeq lists its product as uncharacterized. The transcript has a single exon. Lineage: Eukaryota; Fungi; Ascomycota; Dothideomycetes; Pleosporales. The coding region runs from base 207 to 881 and encodes 224 amino acids. The record is from RefSeq and is a predicted model, not a curated record.